Aspergillus heteromorphus CBS 117.55 is the source of this 4506-nucleotide messenger RNA. RefSeq names its product chromatin-remodeling ATPase CHD1. Gene Ontology annotation, molecular function: chromatin binding; histone binding; ATP binding. The coding region runs from base 1 to 4506 and encodes 1501 amino acids. Gene Ontology annotation, cellular component: nucleus; chromatin. Gene Ontology annotation, biological process: nucleosome organization; regulation of transcription by RNA polymerase II. The record is from RefSeq and is a predicted model, not a curated record. NCBI's taxonomy places the organism in Eukaryota, Fungi, Ascomycota, Eurotiomycetes, Eurotiales, Aspergillaceae. The transcript is spliced from 2 exons.
AUGGCCUUGAUGAAUGGGUACUCGGUCUCGCCUGCCUCCAAUGCUGCCAGCAUCCGAGAUGAGUUCGCAGCCAGCGAGAGCGAAGGCCACCUGUCCGAUACCUCUGCAAACCAUGCCGCCCGCGAAUCCUCCUCCCCCGAUGAAGACGCCGCGGACGAUUCCUACAAUGCCGGCUCUCCGGACGCCGAAGUAGAUGAGGAUGGCUCUGCGACGGAAAACGAUGGGAACGAGGGCAGUGCGUCUGGCUCUGAAAACUCUUCAUCGUCAGAGACCAAGCGAGGAACGAAGCGUAAGUCGUCGUCGGUCAAUGAAUCGGACUAUAUCCGACAAAACCCCGACCUAUACGGCCUUCGUCGAAGCGGAAGAGCUCGCACGACGCGUCAAGUGGUCGAUUCCCCCUCCGAGUCCGAAUCCGAUGCCGUGGCUGCCCGGUCUAAGCGUCGACGCCCCGCGGCCUCACAGCCGGCCUCGAAACGCCCCUCGCGGUCCGCAACCCGGUCGUCGUACUCUGAAGACUCGGAUAGUGACGAGUAUGGCGGCAGUCGCGCUCGUACAAGCAAGGCAAGGCGCCGACGCCUCCAGACAUCUUUGAACACUGCCCCCUCUCACCCCGAGGUGCGUUUCUCGACGCGAAACGCCUCCAGGGUCUCGAAUUACAAUGAAGAUGACGAUGACUCGAUGUUCGAGGAUGAACCAGACGAGGUCAUGGAUAACUACUGGGCCACUGCCGUGGAGGACAACCGCCCGGCGGUUGACAUUGUCCUCAACCAUCGUCUCCAGGAGGGUGUGGACCCAAGUAGCGCCGACCUCAGUCGCCACGACUUUGAGUUUUACAUCAAAUGGCAAGGCAAGUCGCACUACCAUGCUACGUGGGAAACGGUCGAGAGCCUUGCAGACUGUCGUAGUACGCGCCGCCUUGACAACUACAUUCGCAAAGUCCUGUCUGAGGACAUCCGCCUGAAGACCGACGAGGAUGUCGCCCCCGAGGACCGGGAAAAGUGGAACCUCGACCGGGAGAGGGAUGUAGACGCUAUUGAAGAUUACAAACAAGUUGAGCGCGUCAUCGGAAUGCGUGAGGGCGACGAAGGCACCGAGUACCUCGUCAAAUGGAAACGCCUGUUUUACGACUCUUGUACAUGGGAGAGUGAAGAGCUCGUUAGUAAUAUCGCGCAACGCGAGAUAGACCGCUUCCUAGAUCGAUCCUCUCGCCCCCCGGUGUCAGACAAGUCUGAAACGAAUCCCGCCACGCGAAAGCCAUUUGAGACCAUCAAGAGUGAACCGAGCUUUUUGCAGAACGGCCAGCUGAAGGAGUUCCAAGUGAAGGGGGUCAACUUCAUGGCCUUCAACUGGGUGAAGAAUCGCAAUGUUGUGCUUGCAGAUGAAAUGGGCCUGGGAAAGACCGUGCAGACGGUCUCCUUCAUCAACUGGCUGCGCCAUGUGCGGAAUCAACAAGGUCCCUUCGUGGUGGUUGUGCCAUUGUCGACAAUGCCUUCCUGGGCAGAGACGUUCGACCACUGGACCCCCGACCUAAACUAUGUUGUUUACAAUGGCAAUGAGGCUGCGCGCACUGUUUUGCGAGAUCACGAGCUCAUGGUCGACGGCAAUCCCCGCCGACCCAAGUUCAACGUGCUCCUCACGACAUAUGAAUACGUCUUGCUAGAUUCAGGCUUCCUCAGCCAGUUCAAAUGGCAGUUUAUGGCCGUUGAUGAGGCGCACCGAUUAAAGAACCGUGACUCCCAGCUGUACCUGAAGUUGCUGGAGUUCCGGUCUCCAGCUCGCCUGCUCAUCACGGGUACUCCUAUCCAGAACAACUUGGCUGAGCUUUCUGCGCUUUUGGACUUCUUGAACCCAGGCCUGGUCCACAUUGAUGUUGACAUGGACCUCAACGCUGACGCGGCCUCCGAGAAGCUUGCAGAGCUAACGAAAGCCAUUCAACCCUUCAUGCUGCGCCGGACCAAGUCCAAGGUGGAAUCCGAUCUCCCGCCCAAGACCGAGAAAAUUAUCCGAGUCGAACUUUCCGAUAUCCAGCUAGAGUAUUACAAGAACAUCCUUACCAAGAACUAUGCUGCACUCAAUGAUGGGGCUAGAGGCCAAAAGCAAUCACUUUUGAACAUCAUGAUGGAACUCAAGAAAGCGAGCAACCACCCAUUCAUGUUUCCAAAUGCCGAGGCAAGGAUCUUGGAUGGCAGUGCCCGCCGUGAAGACGUAUUGAGAGCUAUGAUCACGAGUAGUGGUAAAAUGAUGCUUCUUGAUCAGCUGCUGGCCAAGCUGAAACGAGACGGCCAUCGUGUGUUAAUCUUCAGCCAAAUGGUCAAGAUGCUUGACAUCCUGGGCGACUACAUGGAAUUUCGUGGGUACACAUAUCAGCGUCUCGACGGAACCAUUCCGGCGGCGUCUCGUCGUCUAGCCAUUGAACAUUACAAUGCCCCUGGGAGCAGCGACUUUGCGUUCAUUUUGUCCACUCGAGCUGGUGGUCUGGGUAUCAACCUAAUGACCGCGGACACGGUGGUCCUAUUUGAUUCGGACUGGAAUCCUCAGGCCGAUCUCCAGGCCAUGGCUAGAGCGCACCGUAUCGGACAAACGAGGCCCGUCAGUGUGUACCGUCUAGUGUCCAAGGAUACGGUGGAGGAGGAAGUCAUAGAAAGAGCGCGAAACAAGCUUCUGCUCGAGUUCAUCACCAUCCAACGGGGCGUUACUGACAAGGAAGCGUCGGAGAUCCAAAAUAAGAUGGUUCGGAGUGGGAUUUCUGUCAGCGAGCCGAACUCGACGGACGAUAUCUCGCGCAUUCUCAAACGUCGUGGUCAGAAGAUGUUUGAACAGACUGGUAACCAGGCGAAGCUGGAGCAGCUGGACAUUGACUCGGUACUUGCGAACGCUGAGUUGCACCAGACGGAACAAGCCGAGGAAAUCCAGGCCGAUGGUGGCGAAGAAUUCCUUAGAGCUUUUGAUUAUGUUGAUAUCAAGGUCGACGAUCUGAGCUGGGACGAUAUUAUCCCCAGGGAGCAACUGGAAGAGAUCAAAGCAGAGGAGAAGAAAAAAGCAGACGAAAAGUAUCUUGCCGAAGUCAUUGAGCAAAACCGACCGCGCAAGCGCAACGCCCCUGGGGAUGUACGGGAUACACGUGAGGAGCGCAAAGCUAAACGACAAGCGAGAGCGCAGGUGAGCAUGGACAAUGCUGAUGAUUCCGAUUCCGGCCAGUCGGAUCCGAUGCGACCCCUGACGGAGAAAGAAUACCGCCACCUCCUGCGAUCGUAUCUCCGUUUUGGUGAUGUUGGGGAACGCGAGGAAGAUGUUUUCCGCGAGGCGCGUUUACUUGAUCGGGACAGGGAGACGGUCAGGGCUGCUUUAAAUGAAAUCACUGACAAGGCAGCCGCUCUUGUACGAGAGGAUGUUGAAAGAUUAGAGGCUCUUGAACAUUCCGGCAAGGUGCCGACGAAAAAAGAAAAGAAGGCAGUCUUGUUUGAUCUUCAUGGCGUCAAGCGUCUGAAUGCGUACACUAUUGUGGAACGGCCGGCGGAGAUGCGUAUAUUGAAGGAGGCCACUGCUGCAGUACCCGAUUUCAAAAACUUCCGUGUGCCGGAAGCCACAAAGGCCGCGGAUUAUACAUGCCCGUGGGGUGCGAGAGAGGACGGUAUGCUAUGCGUGGGUAUCGCGCGUCAUGGAUAUGGCGCUUGGACUCAGAUUCGAGACGAUACCGAACUCGGUCUAAGCGAUAAGUUCUUCCUCGAGGAACACCGGGUGGAAAGGAAAAACGAGCGCAUGAAUGCCGAGGACAAGACCACCAAGUCUCCAGGUGCUGUCCAUCUGGUUCGUCGUUCGGACUAUCUGCUAUCUGUCCUCCGAGACAAAGCCACAAGCGGUUCGAGUGUCAGCGCGAAGCGAGCCGUCGACAACCAUCACCGGAACAACCGGAAAGGCUCUCGUGCGCAUGCGAGCAACAGCGUGUCGGCGUCACCGGCCCCGUCAGCGCGUAGGGGUCAUCGGGAAACAGAACGAUCCAGGCAUCGGUCCCAUACCCAUGGAGCUCGGGAUAGUGUUGAGAGACACCACACCCCGAGCCACGAUGCCCGGUCCAAACCCGUGCAUGACGGGGAGCGCAGCCGCCAUCGGACCUCAGACGCUUCCAGUGAGGAUGUCCGACGCCGGAAGCUCCACGAGAACGGCUACUCCGCGGGCAAGGAGGACAUGUCGCGCCUCUUCUUCAAGCCAAUCCGUGAGAAUCUCAAGAAGGUAUCCGCUGUCACGAAGGAAAACUUCCCGAACAAGGCUGAGCGGGCCACGGAACUGCGACGUCUCUUGGGCAAGAUCGGCGAGUUCAUCGGCCAGAACCUAAGGGGUGAGGGCUCCGUUACUUCUUUGGAGACCCGUUUAUGGCAAUAUGUCUCGUUGAACUACUGGCCCAACAAAGAGGCAGGGGGGUCCAAACUUCAAGAAAUGUAUCAUAAACUGAUUGCUGCCCGGAAGGAGGCGGCGGCCACCAAGCGCGUCACAUCCAACGGGGAGUAG